This is a messenger RNA of Aegilops tauschii subsp. strangulata, 1043 nucleotides long. The record is from RefSeq and is a predicted model, not a curated record. Lineage: Eukaryota; Viridiplantae; Streptophyta; Magnoliopsida; Poales; Poaceae.
ACACUGCCGCCGCCUCGUCCCUCCCAAACCCUAACCCGCACCCGCACUCCUCCUCCACGGCGACGACGGCGGCCUCGUCGUUCCCGGAGGCCGCGGUCGGUCGUCUUCCUAUCCGCCUCUCUCCCUAACACCAGACCAGAGAGAUCUGCCUCCCUCCUGAACGACCACGGUCGGUUCCUCGCCGCCGCCGCUGUCGGCCCGCUGCCCCUCCCCCGUGGAGCCCAGCAGCGAGAUGUCCUUCUUCCACGCGGCCUCGCGGCCGCGUUCGUCGUAGCAGGACCUCGUGCGCUCCAUCAAGGACUCCCUCCUCGCGCUCGACACCAUGACCGGCACCAAGGGUUUCGAGGGUGGCGUCCCCUCCAACUCCAGCGCGGCGCCGGCGAUUCUUCUCCGCCCUGAUGAACAACGCGGUGCUCUUCGACCAGGCCACCUACACAGAUCAUGCCCGCCGUCCUCUCCGAGCGCCUCAGGUAGCAGCAUGGGCGAGUUGAGGUGGGGGACAGAGAGGUUGUGUCGUGCGGGUUCUGAUCAUGCAACUGGCUUACCAAUACGCCGCCAAGGGGGCAUGCCUUGUCCUGGUAGCAAGGAGGGAGUGGAGCCUGUGGCAGGUCGCCGACCGCGCCUUCGAGCUCGGCGUGCCGGACGUGAUCAUUCUCCCCGGGGACGUCGCGCCCGACGACUACAACAGAUUUGUUCAGGCCACAAUCGACCACUACGGCCAAUGGCGACCGUGGAAGGCGUGAUGAUAGUUCAUAUUGUCAUUCUGUUAGUCAAGUGUAAUGAAGGUCAUGGCCUAGUCAAGUAUGGUCGCCCAUUGAGUCGUGCAUAUGUUUCAUAUGAUUGGAGCAGGGGCCCAGUUUGUGCCGAUUGUCACUGCAUAUGUUUAACAGUGAUUCUACUUGUAUAUGUGUUAUUACACUAGUAGAAUUUGUACAUGUGCGAUGACUGGAGCAGGAUCCCAAUAUUUGUAGAGAUUGUAACAUUGAUUGUCACUGUAUACAGAUUCAUUCUGGUUGCUGUUACUUGAAGUAUUUCUUAUGUUU